AUGGGGUCCCAGGUGCUGCAGCUGCUCCGCCAGGGCGUGUGGGCCGCGCUCACCGGGGGCUGGUACCACGACCCCGAGCACAGCAAGUUCACCAACAGCUGCCACCUGUACCUGUGGCUGUUCCUGCUGCUGCUGCCCCUGGCCCUGCACCUGGCUCUUCCUCCCAACGCCGUCACUGUAUUUCUCUACUGCAGUUCAGUGACUAUAUUCUUCGCAAUAAUCAAACUGGUCAGCUACCGCCUCCACCUCAUGUUCGAUGAAGGAGAAGCGAUUCAGCGGAGGCCCUCCGGAAAGAAAGAGAAGCCCAACAAACACAGAGAGACCCACAGCGAACACAUACCGAACCACAAAACCCCGAGCAAUAACCAGCUGACUAGCAAUGGCAAGAAGGGAGAGGCCGACCGGAGCUGCUGCACGCCCCCCCUGCGCUGCGGCUCCCAGGGGCAGAACUCCGGCUCUCACCGCUCCUCCGGGCUGCUGGAGUUGCCGGCACAGGAAACAGUGGAAGAUCUCAAAGGUGUCAUCCUGGCAGAAGACCAGCCUGCGGCACCCGUGUCACCCACCCCACCUGGCGUCAAAACGGACGGCUCCCCUCCUUCUAAAGCCCCCGUGCCGGGAGCCGGGACCCUGCCGGCCGUCCCAGCGAAGCCAGGCGUGGCCGGAAGAGCCGACAGAGGGAGGGGCGGAGGGGGCAGGGGGCAGCCCCCUCUCCGCCACCGGUCGGAGGGCGGCCUGGAGGAGAAGGCCUCCCUGAGAACAGGCGUUUCCUUCCAGCCGUGGGGGAGCGAGAAUUCAGUCCUGACUCCGGAGCCCGGGAACGAUGCCCAGGGCUCGGCCAGGGAGCAGUCGGAGAGCCUGAGCCGCAGCUGGCCGCAGUGUCACGCCGUCAUCACCGACCCCGGGCACCCGCCGGGGGACGCUUCCCGGCAGGCGGACCCGCCCUUGAACCUGCAAGGGGACGUCUCCAAGGGAGAGGUGGCCGUGACUCUGAUUGACACCUCUGAGCCCGGAGACCCGCUGAGCCUGCACGAGCCCAUUAAGAUCGUCAUCACCAUGAGCAGCGCCCGGGGCUCCGUGACGGACCUGGAGAGCUCGCUCCACCUGCAGGGGGUCGGCCCCGGGACGACCGGUCUGCCGUCCGGAACCCCGCCGGCCACCCCGGGGCGGGCCGGUCCCCCACACGUGGAGCCGAGGGUCCCCGUCAUCACCCUCGAGCUGUCUGAGGACGGGGACCAGAGGGCGCCUGAGAGAUGGAUGGUGGAGGCCCCCUCUGCCCAGCGCACCGGCUGGGAGUCCGGGGACCAGGGCCAUGCCACCGAGGCCCGCAGUCCUUCCCCGGGACGCCCCUGUGACUCGGCGCCCCCCGAGGGCGAGCGGGGAAGGGCCGGCCAGGCCAGCCUCGACCCCUCGUCGUGCAAGAGCAGCCAGGAGAAGCGACACGCCCGGGUGCUCAGCGUGGACAGCGGCACCGAGGUCUUCCUGAGCAGGAGCCCGGCCGAGGUUGGUCCCGAGAAGGAGAGAGCCAUGCCCACGUCCAAGUCCGACCUGGAGGCGAAGGAGGGACAGAUUCCCAACGAGUCCAACUUCCUGGAGUUUGUCUCCCUGUUGGAGUCCAUCAGCACCGCCAAGGUGGGGGCGCCCGGCCGGAGGCGUGGCCCCCCGGAGCCGGGCAAGGACGGCGGGCUUCCCGGAGAUAACGGCUCCCAGGAGAGGAAGAACGAAAUCCCUGAAAGCGGACGCAGCGCCAAGCACGGGAAACCGGACGUGCAGAGUCAAGAGCACGCCAGCCCCAGCCCCGCGCGCACGGAGCCCGCCAAGGUCACGGCCCUUUUCCAGGGCAACCGGCAGAGACGGAUCAUCUACAGGGUCACGUCCCAGCAAGACAGCUCCGUCUUGCAAGUCAUCAGCGGGCCCGAGACGUCCGUGCAAGAGGAGAGCUCCGGGGACGCCAUGCACGUCUUCAUCGACGAGCACGGAGAAAUUCGAUCCUGCUAUUUAAAGUCUGGAAAUCAGAAAGAUGGCCCUGCCCCGCCCCAGCCAUCAAGUCACGACGGUCUCUCUCCGGCCGGAGAUGCUCCGGUCAGCUCCUCCAGCACCAGCUCCGGGAGCCCCGACCCUUCCUCGGGGGACGCCUCGGUGAGUCCGCUCCAGCAGCAGCUGCUGCUGAUGGUGGCGCAGAGGACCCAGCCGGACGCCCCCCGGCAUCAGAGUCAGGACCUGGAAGCCUUGUCCUGCUCUUCGGCCCCAGGGAAGUUCAACCGCGAUCAGUUCUACAAGUUCCUCAUCUUCCCCGGCAAGUGGAUCAAGGUCUGGUACGACCGCCUGGCCCUGCUGGCGCUGCUGGACCGGACAGCGGACGUCAAGGAGAACGUGCUGGCGGUCUCGCUCGUGGUCCUGGUGUCGCUGCUGGGCUUUGUGACGCUGAGCCGCGGCUUCUGCAAAGACCUGUGGGUGCUGCUCUUCUGCCUGGUGAUGGCCAGCUGCCAGUACUCCCUGCUCAAGAGCGUCCAGCCCGACCCCGCCUCGCCGAUCCACGGACACAACCAAAUCAUUGCAUACAGCAGACCAAUCUAUUUUUGUGUGCUGUGUGGCCUUCUUUUGCUUCUCGAUGCAGGGGCCAAAGCCAGGCACCCCCCCACCUACGUCGUGUACGGCCUGAAGCUGUGCUCCCCGGGGUCACUCCAGUCCGCCAGGGACUUCCUCCUGGGGUUUUUGUAUUGCUUCCCGGCCAUGUCCCUCCUGGGCCUCUUCCCGCAGAUCAACACGUUCUGCGUUUACCUUUUGGAACAAAUCGACAUGCUGGUCUUCGGGGGCUCUGCUGUUUCUGGGAUGACAUCGGCCGUCUGCAGCGUGGCCCGGAGCGCGGCCGCCGCCACCGCGCUGCACGCGCUCUGCUUCAGCGCCGUGAAGGAGCCCUGGAGCGCCCAGCACAUCCCCGCGCUGUUCUCCGCCUUCUGCGGCCUCCUGGUCUCGCUGUCCUUCCACCUGAGCCGGCAGAGCAGCGACCCGUCCGUGCUCCUGUCCUUCGUUCGGCGCAGAUGGUUUCCUAAAAGCUCCCGCCCGGACCCGGAGGAGCUGGCGGAGGACCCUCUCCCGGGGAAGAUGAGAGACUCGGUGAAGGACGUCCUGAAGUCGGACCUGCUCCUGUGCUCCGUGGCCGCGGUUCUGUCCUUCGCUGUGAGCGCCAGCACCGUGUUCCUGUCCCUGCGCGUACACGCCGCCCACCUGAUGUGGUUCGAAAGGCUCUACGUGCGGCUGCAGUGUUUUGAAAAGUACAUCCUGUACCCAGCCAUCAUCCUCAACGCGCUCACCAUCGAUGCGUUCUCCAUCAGCAACUACCGGCGGCUCGGGACCCACUGGGACAGCUUCCUGCUGAUCGUGGCGGGCAUGAAGCUGCUGCGAGCCUCCUUCUGCCACCCCGGGCGCCAGUUCGCGCCCCUGGGCUUCGCCGUCCUCUUCUUCCACUUCGACUGCAGGGGCCUGUCCGAGAGCUUCCUGCUGGACUUCUUCCUCGUGUCCAUCCUGUUCAGCAAGCUCGGGGACCUGCUCCAGAAGUUACAGUUCGUCAUGGCGUACGUGGCUCCUUGGCAGAUGGCGUGGGGCUCGUCGUUCCACGUGUUUGCGCAGCUUUUUGCAGUCCCUCACUCGGCCUUGCUCUUCUUCCAGACGUUGGCCACGUCCGUCUUCUCCACCCCGCUGAGCCCGUUCCUCGGGAGCGUCCUCUUCAUCACGUCCUACGUCCGGCCAGUGAAGUUCUGGGAGAAGAACUACAACACCAGGCGCGUGGAUAACUCCAACACCAGGCUGGCCGCCCAGAUGGAGAGGGACCCAGCGAGCGAUGACAACAACCUCAACUCCAUCUUCUACGAGCACCUGACGCGGUCCCUCCAGGAGUCCCUCUGCGGAGACCUGGUCCUCGGGCGCUGGGGGAACUACAGCUCCGGUGACUGCUUUAUCCUGGCCUCCGACUACCUCAACGCUUUCGUCCACCUGAUCGAGGUCGGAAACGGCCUCGUCACCUUCCAGCUCCGCGGGCUGGAAUUCCGAGAAACCCUGUCUUGCAGCCUGGACUCCUUCCUGCACGGCCUCCACGCCCUCUUCAAGGGCGACUUCAGGGUCGCCGCCCGGGACGAGUGGGUGUUCGCCGACAUGGACCUGCUGCAGAAGGUGGUGGCCCCGGCCAUCAGGAUGGCCCUCAAGCUCCACCAGGUCAGCACCCUCCUUUAUAACGACCAGCCUGAAGCUGUACGAGAGGAAUUCAGCUCUGAGAACGCCGGCCGGAGGAAGGGCAGGAGCCAGUCUGUCCAGGCCCACGGGGCCCUGAGCCCAAGGCCGCCCUUCCUGAGCUCGUCGGGCCCAAUCCUGGAGAGCCGCCAGGCCUUCCUCCCCACGUCCUCGUCGGCCCACGGCCUGGCCCCCCGGCUGGAGGGCAGCCGGCUCUCCCUGCGCUCCUCGGCCGCGUCCCUGCACUCGCAGCCGCCGCCCGCCACCACCGGCCACCUGGGCGUCCGCGAGCGGGCCGAGGCCCUGGUCCGGUCCAGCCUGGGCUCCUCCAGCAGCUCCACCCUCAGCUUCCUCUUCGGCAAGAGGAGCUUCUCCAGCGCCCUCGUCAUCUCGGGGCUCUCAGCUGCCGAGGGGGGCACCACCAGCGACACGCAGUCCUCCAGCAGCGUCAACCUGGCGCUCGGCCCCUCGGCCCGGGCCACCGGCCAGGCCACCAGGCACUUCUCCGAGCCGUGCGACCCCACGGAGGCCGCUGAGCAGGGGCAGCGUGGCGGGCGCCUGGCCGCGGGCCUCGGCGUGGUCUGCAGGAGGGCCAGCCAGGAGGACAUGGGCCUGGACGACACGGCCUCCCAGCACAGCGCCUCGGACGAGCAGUAGGGCCAGGAGGGGCCCCCACACUGGGAGAGACCGAGUCCCCCACGGCUCCGCCUGCCUUCCUCUCCCUUCUGCUCCCCCCAAAACCAAAAGCAGCCAACACUGUCAUCCACGUGGGCCCUCCCCGUGGACGAGUGACAGCUGGUGUGGAAACUGACUGACUGUAUCUCAGGUUCUUGAACAUUAUCUCACAUGAUGGACAAAACCAGUGGACCGGGCCUCCUGCCCACUGCCCCACAGCGGAAUGAGGCACAAAACUCUCCAGAAUUUGGAUUCAAACAAAAGCCAAGAGCCCAUCUGCGACUCCCAGCCCGACGGAAAUCCAACACCCGCAUGCUGACCAGCUGACCUCUGCACACUCCCGUCACCAAGAAAGAGCAGUAGUGGCCACCCCACCUCAC
Messenger RNA from Myotis lucifugus (little brown bat), 5279 nucleotides. It is a transcript of the gene PCNX2, whose product is annotated as pecanex homolog 2. The record is from RefSeq and is a predicted model, not a curated record. The transcript has 27 exons. Lineage: Eukaryota; Metazoa; Chordata; Mammalia; Chiroptera; Vespertilionidae. Bases 1 to 4881 code for a protein of 1626 amino acids. Gene Ontology annotation, cellular component: membrane.